CAAUAAUAAAAGAUGACGUCGACCGUCAUGUUUAGAUUGUAGUCCGUCAACCAAAAUAGAAAAUCCGCGAAAAUGGCCACGAAUAGGCAAAAUAUUCUGUUCAGUAUAGCCGCCCUAUUAAUUUCGGUUAAUUGCUGCAACGCCCUUUAUUUUCACAUAGGGGAAACGGAAAGGAAAUGUUUUAUCGAAGAUAUACCAGAUGAAACCAAUGUAAUAGUAAAUUACAAAGUAGAACUUUACGAUCCAAGAAGUGGAGGAUAUAUGCCCUCUUCACCAGGAAUUGGUAUGCAUGUAGAAGUUAGAGAUGCUGACGAUAAGAUACUUCUAUCAAGGGUAUACAGUUCGGAGGGUAAAAUCUCUUUUACUUCCCAUUCGCACGGGGAACACGUAAUUUGUAUGUAUUCUAACAGUACUGCUUGGUUUAGCGGUUCACAAUUAAGGGUACAUCUGGACAUACAAGUAGGAGAACAUGCUGUCAAUUAUGGUGAAGUGGUACAGAAAGAAAAACUCUCAGAAUUACAAUUGAGAAUUAGACAGCUCCUAGAUCAAAUUGAACAAAUCACUAAAGAGCAGAACUAUCAGAGAUAUCGUGAAGAAAGGUUCAGGCAGACUAGUGAAAGUACCAACUCCCGUGUAUUAUGGUGGUCUCUCAUUCAAACUGCUGUUCUAUUAGUUAUGGGAGCCUGGCAAAUGAGACAUUUGAAGAGCUUCUUUGAAGCCAAAAAAUUAGUUUGAUGUGUUGUUUUCGGUUAUUUUUUUAAUAAAUAUUUAUAAUUUUAA
Messenger RNA from Coccinella septempunctata (seven-spotted ladybird), 780 nucleotides. RefSeq names its product transmembrane emp24 domain-containing protein eca (gene eca). Lineage: Eukaryota; Metazoa; Arthropoda; Insecta; Coleoptera; Coccinellidae. The coding region runs from base 73 to 735 and encodes 220 amino acids. The record is from RefSeq and is a predicted model, not a curated record. The transcript has 3 exons. Gene Ontology annotation, cellular component: COPII-coated ER to Golgi transport vesicle; endoplasmic reticulum-Golgi intermediate compartment; endoplasmic reticulum. Gene Ontology annotation, biological process: endoplasmic reticulum to Golgi vesicle-mediated transport; intracellular protein transport; Golgi organization.